UGCAUUUUUAUAAAAUUUUCAGGAUUACAAUUACUUUUAGAUUUUUCAAAAAUGUUCGUAAUCCCAAAAGUCCACGUUUAAAAAAAUGUUUUGGAAUUUUGUAUUUUUCAUUUUUGUCAAAAAUAGUUUGGAGUUUCAUAAAUUAUACGCUUAGUGAGGUGGGUUGUACCGAAGCAGGACUCUUCAUUUUUGGAAUAGAGGGAGUAAAAGAAACCGAUGGCCACAUGUUCUCUUUGAUCUUUUAAUCCACCUCCGUGUUGUAUCUAAUUUCUACUGUAAACCCUAGCAAGUGAGGAGAGAGAGGAGCAAAGUCCUAGAUAAUUCAAAAAAGUUGGAGGCGAGAGACGAAUAAACAAAUCGUGAAGGGAGGGAGACAUCAAGCUGGGAAGGAGUGCAGCCCUCUUUCAAUUAUUUAACUGGACUUGAGGAAUCUUUUUUGUUUGCGCUUUCUCCGGUGCAUCGGGGUUAGUUUUUUGCAACAUCGGAGAUGCUCCAAGAUCCCACCCACUGUAACCCCCUUCUCAAGAUGCUCAGUUGUCGCUGCACAAAGCAUUAGCUACACACACUCACACAAAGAGAGAAAGAGAGAGAACCCACACACACAGUGUACAUCCUACUAGCUAGAGAAGAAGGAAGGUUGGUGAGAUGUUGGUUGGUGGCAGGGUGCCGGUGGCCCUCCUGGCCAAGCUGACCAAGAUGCUCACCGACGAAUACAAGCUGCACAAGAGGGCCAAGGAGGGGAUCCAGUACAUCCGGGAUGAGCUGCAGAGCAUGCACGCUGCCCUUGAGAAGGUGUCGGAGGUGCCGCCUGAUUUGCUUGACAAACAGGUUCAGAUCUGGGCUAGCAAGGUGAGGAAGAUGUCAUACAACAUCGAGGACACCAUCGAUUCCUUCAUGGUAGUCGUUGAUGCUGCUGCUGGCGAGUCUAGAUCUGGAUCCUCCACCACGUGGUGCUGUGUAAGUGCCAAAUCCCUGCUGCCACGGACGUAUAAGGCUCGGGGCGACAUCGCCGUCGAGAUCGAGCGCAUCAAAAAGGAGGUUGAGGAGGUGAGCAAGCGUCGUGAGAGGUAUAGCGUUAACAGUAUUGCGUCCCCAGCUCCGUCAGACCCCCGCUUGCUGGCACUGUACGAAGACGAAGCAAAGCUUGUUGGCAUUGACCGCUCGAGGGAAGAGAUCAUCAAGUUGCUAUCCAUGGAAGGUGAAGGUGAAGGUGCAUCGGAGCAGAAGGUCAGGUUGGUCUCCAUAGUUGGCCCCCCCGGAAUGGGCAAAACCACCCUGGCCAAUGCGGUGUAUCAAAAGCUCGAAGAGCAAUACGAUUGCACGGCCUUUGUUUCAGUUUCUCUUCAUCCUGAUGUGAAGAAUAUCCUCAGCAGCAUACUUCGACAAGUCACCAGCAAAAUCAUAGACGACCCGGACGACAAGGAUAAGGAUAAGAGACUGCAUCACAAAGAAAGGCCAAAACAUUAUGGAAACACUGCGACGUGGUCUGAAAAGGAGGUCAUCGACAAAAUCAGACAUGCUCUUGAGAAAAGGAGGUACUUGAUUCUCAUUGAUGAUAUAUGGGAUGAACAACCAUGGAAAGUUAUCAAGUGUGUUCUGGUCGAAAACAACCUUGGCAGUAAAGUUAUCAUGACGACUCGCAAUGUUGAUGUUGCUAGGUCAUGUUGCUCUUCUGACAAAGUUGAUGGUAUCGUUCACGUACUGGAACGUCUUUCAGACAGUGACUCUGAACAACUAUUCUAUUACAAAAUAUUCGGUGAAGAUGGAUGCCCUACAGAUUUAAAGGUUAUAUCACAGGAAAUAUUAGAGAAGUGCGAAGGGUGGCCAUUAGGUAUCAUUGCCAUAGCUAGUUUACUUGCAAACAAACCAGCACAAACUAAGGAUCAGUGGUGUAGUGUAUACAACUCAAUUAGUACUGGGCUGGAAAAUAAUCAUGGUGUGAAGGACAUGCGGCUGAUAUUAUCUCUUAGCUACCGUGAUAUGCCUGUACGGCUAAGAGCUUGUCUUUUGUACCUAAGCAUCUUUCAGGAGGACCAAAUAAUUGGGAGAGAUGACUUGAUACGGAGAUGGGUAGCCGAAGAUAUUGUUCAGGGAAGACAAGAUGAGAAUCUGUAUGAACUAGGAGACAAGUACUUUAACGAGCUUAUUAAUAGGAGUAUGAUCCAGUCAACUGAUGUUGAUGCCUUUGGGAGGGCGCAAGCCUGUAGGGUGCAUGAUUUGGUACUUGAAUAUAUUACUUUCUUGUCAGCUGAAGAAGACUUUGUCACGAUAUUGAAUGGACAGCAGCCUUUUCCACCUCAGCCAAACAGCAUACAUCGGCUAUCCCUCCGAAACAGCAAGGGAGAGCACGGCAUACCUCAUGGUACCAAGAGGUUGCCUCAUGUCAGAACACUAGUUGUAUCCUCACGUGCAAUUGAUUCGAUGCCAUCCCUCUCCAUUUUUUCAGUCCUACGUGUCUUGGAUGUAGAACACUGCACUAGUCCUAACAUUAAGUGUGUGGGAAAUUUGGUUCACUUGAGGUAUCUGAGGCUAAGUCAGGAAUUCCGCUAUCACUCUGAUGUUUGCAUUAAGCUUCCAGAAGAAAUUGGGAAUCUACAGUUUUUGCAGACACUAGACCUAAAGGAAGCCAGGAUAAAAGAAUUGCCAUCCACUGUGGUGCAGCUCAGACAAGUGAGGGUGCUAGAGAUUUCACUCCGUGAAUUGGACAGGAGAUCUGAGAAGCGUUUGCUCCAGUGGUUAUGCAAUCUGAAGCAACUCGAAGCUCUUUAUAUCUUCGCUCAAGAUUAUUCCCUGGAUUUCAUGUUGCAAGUGGACUGUGCCCCUUCGCAGCUCCGAAGAUUUGCCGCAUGUGCUCGUCAGAAUGAAGAAAAUUCAUCCCCCAGUACAUUUGUAUACUGGAUGACGUUUACCCCAUUCACCACUCUACCAGAGUGGAUUAAUUCGUCGCUUUCACACCUCUCCAACCUAUCCAUUGCGGUGAAGAUACUGCGCCAGGUGGAUCUUGGGUGUCUUGGUGGCUUGCCUGCCCUUCGUUCUCUUUAUUUGCAAGUGAUAGAAGUUCCAACAAAGGAAAGGUUGGAGAUCACAGAGAGUACUGGUCAUGAGAUAGCAUUCUGUUGUCUUGUAAACCUCAAGGUCAUGAGUCGUGCAAUGGGCCUGGCUUUCAGACCAGGAGCCAUGAAGGGGUUGCAGAGGCUUUUUCUUACUCUUUCUGUUGCGGAGACAAAGGAUGAACAUGGUGAUUUCAACUUGGGCUUGGAGAAUCUUACCUCCCUUCAAGCUUUGGACAUUGAGCUAGACUGUCGCUGUGCAACAACUUCAGAGGUGCAGGCAGCAGAGGAUGCAAUGAGAAUGAGGGAUGCAGCCGACUUGACUGCGAGCCAUCCUACCUGUCUCGUGAGGAGAUAUUUUGUAGGAGAGAUGCGAUGUGAUCAAGAGGAACAGAUCCCUGAGCUGGAAACAAUGACAAUAGAAGAUGCUGGACUUGCAAGGAUUGGGCCAUGUGGUGAAGGAGGAGGGAGGGCCUUUGACAUCAAGGUGGCCCCCCAGCGUCUAGAAAGUGUGACAAUUCACAGUGGCUAUGUGAUAGAAUCGCUUACAUUUUCAUACACAGACUAUGAUGGGAGGCAUCACACGGCUGGUCCAUGGGGCUGGGAUGGUGGCAUGAACAAUACAAUCCCUCUUGACCCUUCAGAGUUUCUCAAGGAAGUCUCUGGAACGGUGGGUUCUUACGGUGCAUUGACCAAUGUUAUAACGUCCCUGACGUUGGUCACGAGCGUUCGCACCUAUGGACCUUUUGGACAAGAGAAUGGGAUUCCGUUUAGCAUGGCAGCAGCGAGCAAUAGCAGCAUUGUUGGCUUCUUUGGGCGUGCAGGGUGCUAUGUUGACGCCAUCGGUGUCUACAUUCGCCCACUGUCGACCAUAAUCCAUUGAAAGCCAGGAAACGGAAGAUACUACUACUGGCGACCGGCGAUGCAUGAGGUUCCAAUGUUCUACAGGCAAGGAAACGUUCUCUGGAGAUGGCUUCACUGUUGAACUUGUAAUCCUGUCACCACGUACGUAGUUUAGCUGUAGUUUUCUUCCGUUAACAAAUAACGGCCGCAACCGUGAGCUUGUUCACGAGCUGGCCGACCUCUUUCCGGUGUUUCUGUUAGGAUUAGCACGAGGACAUGCGUUCAUGGCGGCGAAGUAGGAGGAGUUGAACGAGUGACCAUGGGAUGGCACGGUCAUGCAGCUCCAGGAUGCCUCAAGUUUAAGCAUUUUCUGUAACAACAUUACAAAUAACAGAAGAAAAAGAAGAAAAGCUGCAACAGUACGCAGCGCAAAACCCUCGUGUGCUUGUGUUCUUCAGUGUCAAGGCGUUCACGUGAACUGAACUUUAGGAUUCGGCCACAACAUUCACUAGCAGGUUUCUAUGGCAGUCUACCAGGCCUGUUUCCUGCUUGGCCUUGUGUUAUAAACUCUGUUUGCAUUAUGAUUUUCAAGUGACGUUAAUUUGCCAAGGGAUCGAAGCAUUCCACAUUGAUGAA
Molecule: messenger RNA, 4529 nt
Organism: Triticum dicoccoides
Lineage: Eukaryota; Viridiplantae; Streptophyta; Magnoliopsida; Poales; Poaceae
Product: disease resistance protein RGA5-like
Exons: 6
Coding region: 646-3933 (1095 amino acids)
Biological process (GO): defense response to other organism
Molecular function (GO): carbohydrate binding; ATP hydrolysis activity; ADP binding
Source: RefSeq, a predicted model, not a curated record